This is a messenger RNA of Ailuropoda melanoleuca (giant panda), 7418 nucleotides long. It is a transcript of the gene TRERF1, whose product is annotated as transcriptional regulating factor 1. Gene Ontology annotation, biological process: negative regulation of DNA-templated transcription; regulation of transcription by RNA polymerase II. Gene Ontology annotation, cellular component: transcription regulator complex; histone deacetylase complex. Lineage: Eukaryota; Metazoa; Chordata; Mammalia; Carnivora; Ursidae. The record is from RefSeq and is a predicted model, not a curated record. Gene Ontology annotation, molecular function: transcription corepressor activity. The transcript is spliced from 17 exons. Bases 502 to 4404 code for a protein of 1300 amino acids.
AAAUAAGGUCAUAUUCUGAGAUACUGGGGGUUAGGACUUCAGUUGAGGAAUUUGGGGGAGAUGCAGUUCAACCCACAACACAAUUCAAUCCCCAUAAUAGGUGGAUUCUAGAGAGGCAAAUGAGGGUGGAAGUAGGGAGACUAGUGAGGAAGUCACUGCAAUAACACAAGGAAAAAAGCUGCUGGCUUGGACCAAAGUGGUGGUGUGGAGGCCCUGGCUCUGGCGGUUGCUGAAGGAGGAAGACAUGGAAGCAGGACGACCCUGAACAAUUAAGCCUCUUAAUCCUGAAUCAGAACCAGGCCUCCUCUUCCCACCUGCCCAGCAGCAUGAGAGCAGCAUGACUGGCCGGCCGCAGGAGAAGCCCCCAGAGCCAGGCCCCCAACUCAACCAUCUGCUGCGGAGGUCAAGGUGUGAGCGGCGUCUCUGCACCCCGGUGGUGUUCGGUCCAUACCUCGGCCUACGUGAGGAUGUAAAGCCCCCCGCCCUGCACAUGAGUGGUACAUGCCAACAGGGACAUCUGGCUGCAGCCACGUUCACAGACAUGUCAGCCGUGGAAUAGUGUGGACGCCUUCCCUCAGCUUCUCAGGGUUUCAGUCCUUUUGGGUUUGUUUCAUUGACCUUUUUUUAUGGUUUUGUGGCUGGACGUUCACGGCCAAGGCAGGCGCCAUGGGAGAUCAGCAACUGUACAAGACCAAUCACGUGGCCCACAGUGGUGAGAACCUUUUCUACCAACAGCCACCGCUUGGCAUCCAUGGCGGGCUGAACCACAACUAUGGGAAUACAGUCACAGGGGCCGGGAUGGAUGCCCCUCAGGCGUCACCCAUCUCCCCCCACUUCCCUCAAGAUACUCGGGAUGGUCUAGGCUUGCCUGUUGGCUCCAAAAACCUGGGCCAAGUGGAUACCUCGAGGCAGGGAGGGUGGGGAGGUCAUACCGGGCCUGGAAACCAUGUCCAGCUACGCGGCAACCUGACCAACUCAAACAUGAUGUGGGGGACCCCGGCCCAGCCUGAGCCCGCUGAUGGCUACCAGUAUACCUACUCCCAGGCCAGUGAGAUCCGGACCCAGAAACUCACCAGCGGGGUCCUGCACAAGCUAGACUCCUUCACCCAGGUGUUCGCCAACCAAAACCUGCGAAUUCAGGUCAACAAUAUGGCCCAGGUGCUGCACACCCAGUCGGCAGUGAUGGAUGGGGCCCCUGACAGUGCCCUCCGCCAGUUGCUGUCCCAGAAGCCCAUGGAGCCCCCGGCGCCGGCUCUCCCUGCUCGCUACCAGCAGGUGGCCCAGCAGGCUCACCCUGGUUUCCCUGGUGGGCUGUCCAAACCAGCUCUGCAGGUAGGGCCGCACGCCAGCCAGGGCCACCUGUAUUAUGACUACCAGCAGCCACUGGCUCAGAUGCCGGUGCAGGGGGGACAGCCGCUGCAGGCCCCCCAGAUGCUGUCCCAGCACGUGCAGCAGAUGCAGCAGCACCAGUAUUACCCGCAGCAGCAGCAGCAGCAGCAGCAGGCUGGACAGCAGCCUGUGUCCCUGCAGGAAAUGCAACAGCAGCAGCCGCAGCAGACGCGCCCGCCGCAGCAGCAACAGCAGCAGCCGCAGCAGCUGCAGCAGCGGCAGGGGCCGAUGCAGAUACCUCAGUAUUACCAGCCCCAGCCCGUGAUGCAGCACCUGCAAGAGCAGCCGUCGCAGAUGCACCUGCAGCCCCCCUCUUAUCACAGGGACCCCCACCAGUACGGCCCGGAGCAGGCACACGCCGUCCAGCUGAUCCAGCUGGGCUCCAUGCCCCAGUACUACUACCAGGAGCCCCAGCAGCCCUACGGCCACCACCUCUGCCAGCAGAGCCACGUGCCCCAGCACCAGCAGCGCGAGGACAGUCAGCCCAAGACUUACCCGAGCGACAGGCAGGCCCAGGCCAUGCUGAGCUCCCACAGCGACCUGGGGCCUCCCGAUGCAGGAAUGGGAGACCCGGCAAGCUCGGACCUGAACCGGCUCGGCGGGGCCCUGCCCCAUCGGCCGCUUCUGUCCCCCGGCGGGAUCCACCUUAACAACAUGGGGCCUCCGCACCAGCAGCUGUCUCCCAGUGCCCUGUGGCCCCAGAUGCACCUACCUGAUGGCAGAGCCCAGCCAGGGUCCCCUGAGUCAAGUAGCCAACCAAAAGGAGUGUUUGGGGAGCAGUUUGAUGCCAAGAACAAACUGACGUGCUCCAUCUGCCUGAAGGAAUUCAAGAGCCUACCUGCCCUGAAUGGCCACAUGCGGUCCCAUGGGGGAAUGAGAGCCUCCCCCAGCCUCAAACAGGAGGAAGGAGAGAAGGCCCUGCCGCCUCAGCCUCAGCCUCAGCCCCAGCCGCCACUGCCGCCUCCGCCACCACCGCAGCUCCCUCCCGAGGCAGAAAGCCUCACGCCUAUGGUCAUGCCCGUGUCUGUCCCUGUCAAGCUUCUCCCGCCCAAGCCAGGCUCUCAGGGCUUCGCCAACAGCAUCGUUGCCGCCCCCUCCACCAGAGACAAGCCAGCCAGCUCGAUGUCGGACGACGAGAUGCCCGUGCUCGUGAGGAUGACCCUCUCUCCCCCACACUCACCCCAAGGGGCUGCCCCCCACCCGCCUGCUGAGAUCCCCAAGAAGCAUCAGCCGGGCGCGGCCAAAGCCGAGGAGCCCCUCAAGAGCUUGCCGGAGAAGAAGAAGUUCCGGCACCGGCCCGAGCCGCUCUUCAUCCCGCCACCGCCCUCCUACAACGCCAACCCCGCCGCCUCGUACUCGGGCGCCACCCUGUACCAGAGCCAGCUGCGCUCCCCGCGCGUCCUCGGCGACCACCUGCUGCUGGACCCCGCCCACGAGCUGCCCCCCUACACGCCCCCGCCCAUGCUGAGCCCCGUGCGCCAGGGCUCGGGGCUCUUCAGCAACGUGCUCGUCGCGGGCCACGGCCCCGGCGCCCACCCGCAGCUGCCCCUCACGCCGCUGACGCCCACGCCGCGGGUGCUGCUGUGCCGCUCCAACAGCAUUGAUGGCAGCAACGUGACAGUUACCCCAGGGCCUGGAGAGCAGACCAUUGAUGUGGAACCACGCAUCAACAUUGGCUUGAGGUUCCAAGCAGAGAUCCCAGAACUUCAGGAUGUCUCUGCCUUGGCCCAGGACACACACAAGGCCACACUGGUAUGGAAGCCCUGGCCAGAGCUGGAAAACCAUGACCUCCAGCAAAGAGUGGAGAAUCUCCUGAAUUUGUGCUGUUCAAGUGCGUUGCCCGGUGGAGGGACCAAUUCUGAAUUUGCUUUGCACUCUCUUUUCGAGGCCAAAGGUGAUGUGAUGGCUGCUCUGGAAACGCUGCUGCUGCGGAAGCCAGUCAGGUUAAAAUGUCAUCCUUUAGCAAAUUACCACUAUGCCGGUUCGGACAAGUGGACAUCCCUAGAAAGAAAACUGUUUAAUAAAGCACUAGCCACUUACAGCAAAGACUUUAUUUUUGUACAGAAGAUGGUGAAGUCUAAGACGGUGGCUCAGUGUGUGGAGUACUACUACACGUGGAAAAAGAUAAUGCGCUUGGGGCGGAAACACCGGACACGCCUCGCAGAAAUCGAUGAUUCUGUGGUGAGUGAAGCUGCGCAGUCGCUGCCUAUGCGGGCCCCGCCCCCGCCCCACACCCAGACGAGUGCAGAAGAGGAGGAGUUAGAGGACGAGGACGAGGACCCGGAAGAAGAUAGGAAAUCCGCCAGAGAAGAGGAGAGCGAAGUGCCCAAGUCUCCCGAACCACCGCCAGGCCCCGUGUUGGCUCCCGCGGAGGGGCCACCGCUGCAGGCCCUCGGCCAGCCCUCCGGCUCCUUCAUCUGUGAGAUGCCCAACUGUGGGGCUGACUGUAGAUGUCAUGUCACUCCCUUUCUUCCCCAGGUGUUCAGCUCCCGACAGGCACUGAACGGCCACGCCCGCAUCCACGGUGGCACCAACCAGGUGACCAAAGCCCGGGGGGCCGUCGCCUCCGGGAAGCAGAAGCCGGGCAGCGCCCAGAGCGGGUACUGCUCAGUGAAGAGCUCCCCCUCUCACAGCACCACCAGCGGCGAGACAGACCCCACUACCAUCUUCCCCUGCAAGGAGUGUGGCAAAGUCUUCUUCAAGAUCAAGAGCCGAAAUGCACACAUGAAAACACACAGGCAGCAGGAGGAACAGCAGAGGCAAAAGGCUCAGAAGGCGGCUUUUGCCGCUGAGAUGGCCGCCACCAUCGAGAGGACUACGGGGCCUGCGGGGACGCCAGGGCUGCUGCCCCUGGACCAGCUGAGCCUCAUCAAACCCAUCAAGGACGUGGACAUCCUCGAUGGCGACGUUGUCCAGCAGUUGGGAGGCGUCAUGGAAGAGGCCGAGGUCGUGGACACGGAUCUCCUCUUGGAUGACCAAGAUUCGGUUUUGCUUCAGGGUGACGCGGAACUAUAAGGCUCCCGCUUGUCACGCAGAGACAGCCAACACCCACGGCCAACGUCUUCGUUAAUCAGGAAACCGGGACUCCCUGCUCGUUUUGUAACCAUUUUAAACUACCUGUUUAAAAAAGUGGUCGUUUCAUUCAGGUUUAGAGAAAAAAAAAAUUUUUUUUUCAGUUUCUUUCCUUUUAUUUAAAAAAAUCAAUGUUUCUGUGGGAGGUUGGAGGGAAUAAAUAAUUGGCACAACUCUAUUUAAGAGGUGUUUCAUCUGGGCUACAUUCCCACGAACUCAUUCCUGGCAGGGAAUACACCUGACCCUCAAUGUUCUUUUGCUUUCAGAUGUCCACCAUCCUCGCUGCCUUUGAUCCCAAAGCUUGCCGUGAGCGUGUGGAUGUGUGUGCGUGUGUGAAGCAGGCCACCCUCUUGGUGUUGGGGCCUUGGGCCACCCUUUCCCACUAAGAGUUAUUUUUGUUCUGUUCUGACCUCAUUCUGUAGUUUGUAGUGAACUUGGAGUCUCUGCCAGGAGAUUCUGUGCUAAGGGGUAGCUUUCCAGUGAGCAAAGCAAGCCCUUCUGUUACACGGCUUUCCCCUAGCACAUACACCAUUUGGAAAGUUGACCAAAUGUGAAAAUAAGUUUUCUCCCUGUCUCACCUAUCACCGUUGGCCUGUUUCCAGGAGUACUGUACAGUUUCAGGCUUUCACUCCAGGGCCAUGCUUUCCUGAGGACCUGGUUCCUAGAGCAAGUGCUUCCUCUUCCGUGCUCCCCUGGGGAACUAGGUGGCUCCAAUUCAUGGAUUGGCAGAGCCAUGUCUCGGCAUGAGCCGUCUAGAGGAAAAUAACCCCAACUCUGAGGUUGCCAGGGCUGUUUAGGGAGAGUGGUUAGGGGCACACAUUCCAGAACACCGAGAAGUGUUCUUUUGCCCAAAAACUAGACUGGAAGAGCCCAUUCUUUUUUGCAACACUGUUAAUGGUCCAUGGAGUUCUGGAAUUACUUCGUGUCACUUGGAAUUACUGUGAAACCUCAUUCACUGGGAUUUUGCUGUCAUUCACCUUUGCUGGACUGUUUCCUAACCAAUUUAAUAGCAAAUACAAGUGAAAUAGCAUUAAAGGCCAACAAUAAUGGUUUCAGACACCACUUCAACGACCAAUGUUUGCAUUCAAACAAGGAAUGUAUUCAUUCAAGUCAUUUACCAAAGCACUUCUAGAAUUCUUCAAGCUACAGAACUCUGCUCUGCUUCCUCCUGUCCCUGUAGCAGGGUUGCUGUUUGUACUUGAAGGUAACAAGCCUGUAAUCCUUCAAAAAUGACAUUUAGCUCAGGCUUUUGAGCUGAGUCAGACUGCCCCCUCCCCCGUUAGGGCGAAUGAGUGUCUUCAGACUGGGACGCAGCCCAGCAGAGAGGACUGCCCCUAGCGGCUUCCCCUUGAGCAUUAAUGCUGCCUGACUUUCGGAAGGAGGGCUUUCAGGCCUUGCCCCACCCCAGGAAGGCUGGUUCCCCCAGCUUGUGUAGGUGGGGGCCAUUGUGCCAGGCUACAUUAAUUAAUAGCUUGACAUUAGAGAGAAUGUCAGCCGAAGCAUGAGGACAGGAUGUGAGCAUCUUUUAAGUUUGACUCUGGCAGAAGCAUUUUAGCACACACUCGUGGCCCACCGCGGCCCCGCAUAGGCAGUGUUCUCUGAAUCUCAGGAAAGCCAUGGACAGAAGAUAAAUAUAAAGGUUCUUUUCGUUUCCAUCAUUCUGUUUUCGGGGAAAAAAAAUAAGUCUUGGAGGUUUCAUUCAUCCUUCCCUAUAGGCAAAAAGAAAGGUUUUAUUUGCUGUCAUUUGAGACAGGUUAUACUCUCGUGUUUUCGAGUUAGAACUGCUUAGACAGUGUGCAGCAACUUUGUGGCAGAAUUGUUCCAGAACCAUUCUGUAAGUUCAGCUGAUUGCGUCUUGUCCCGGUGACUGCUUCCCUCUGCGUGUGCCGGCGUCUGAGCGUGAUUCUGGAAUGGUUCUGCUAUCGGGUCUAUGAAGGCUUAUCUAUCAGAGGAGCAAACACCCAGAAACAUGUUUAUAAAGCAAAUGUACUUGCUGUAUUUGGAGACUUGCCCAGCCGUUCCAGUUUUAAACAUUAAAAAUAAACAGAGUUGCCAAGGCAAAACUGUAAUGCACAAUUUAAUUUUGAUUUUUCAUGCAGUAUAACGUAAGCAUCUUUGACUUGAAAUAACCAAAGAACUCCUCCUUAAUGAGACAGUUCGGAUUCCUGAAGUAGAAUCUCUUGACAAUAUCAACUUCAAACAUUGACUUCAUGGUAAAAUAUUGCACUUCCAUUUCUCCGGAGAUGAUUCCGCCCGCAUGUACGUGCUGUGUUUUGGCUUCCCUCACCCUCCCCACCCCAAAGAACUUCUCUUCCUAAAGAUUAAUGUCUUCAGCACCGUUACUGUUUACUAUCAGAUGGUUUUUCAUUAGUGAAUUUAGACCUCUUUGAGAAAGCUUGUAUAUAAAAAGUUAACAGAUAUAUUUUAUGGAAAAACCCAUCUUAUUUUCAAAUAUAUUUAACUGCUGUUAUAUUUUAUUAGAGGAAGGUUGUAAAUAUUUUCUAGGAGUUCUAUUGUAAAGAAAAGUAUUUUUGAAAAAAAUUAAUGUAAUAAAAACGAAAACAUUUUUAAAUAGUGUUGUGAUUGCUUCCUGUUCUGACUUCGUUAUGUUCUAUUCUCAGCAAAUGACUUGCAUGCCUUCCCAUUUCAGGAUGUAAUUUAUUCAGGUUUGCACUAUUAUAAGUUGACAUCAGAAUAUUUAGUGUACUUAACCGUAUGUUCCCCGGAAUGCAGGUCCCUUGGCCCGUACCCAGAGCACUAUGUAUUAGCAUCUUCACCGUUUUUUCUUUUGUAACGUGUGUAUUUUUAAUAAGGAUUUUAUGUAACAUUUUGGCAAAAAGAGGACAGUAUUUUCUAGUGAAUUUUAUAAUACAUUUUGCUAAAAAUGUUUCUUCCUAGGUCAGUUUUUGUUAAGGUGAACCAAAAGUCUUAUUUUACCAGGGGUUUAAAAAAAAAAA